GACAUACGGAAUAGUUUGCAGUCGGAUUGGUGUUACCGAGUAAUGUGUCCGCCCUCACUCCUGCAGGUCGGAAGAGAUUUCUUGUCAAUUACAAAAAUACCAACACAGUUGCGUUUUUGUGUGUGAACGGCAGCAUGGUGUUGGUUCAAAACGAGCUAAUGAAUGAUUCAGUUGUUUAUUCUCAGUCAGACGACGUCCGGAUACAAAAAUUAACUGCAUGCAUAUGACCCCCAAUCUACUGCACACGACACGUCUGUUACACAACGACCGCAGUAAUGGAUUAUAAUAGGUAACGUUAACACCUUAAUAAAUAUUUUUAGUCUGUCGUGGUUAAACAAUUCUGACCAACAAAUGUACACAGAUAUGGGGCUAAAAAUGAAAAUAAGUUAAUCAAGUCUGUGUCUGAAACACAUGCUGCUCUGUUGUUUACGCAGAUUUAUUUCCAUCCAUCAUCUGGUUCACUAUCGAGUACAUCCUCAGCCCAGGAAGCUGGAGCAACUAACCUAUUUCUUAACAAAAUGACAUUCAGAACACACUAUGCAUACAAUGUGUGUAAAACGGACCCAAGACAGUCCGUCUCUGUCUCGGGUAUAUCAGGAUAGACAAGUCGGGAAAGAUGAUACAUCCUCUUUUCCUUAUAUACCCGAGACAGUCCGUUUUACAAGCAACAGAAAAAACAAGCUUGUGAAGCACAAAUUUAACAAGGGAUGUACUGUAUGUAAUAACAAUGUAAGGUGUAUAAUGUGUGUGUGUGUAGAGAGAUCAUUAAUAUUUGGUAUUUCAAGGCCAAGCCCCUCUGCCACGGAAUAUACUAUUUCAUACAGCAAAAAGAAGAAAUAUUUCAUAACCAUUUGCCUGUGUUUCAAAACACAGGCAAAUACAUUUCAUGAGGGAAUGGAUGACGACGCACCAGAUGAGGCCUAUGCUGACCUCAAAACCAGGCACCUCGGAGUAUGGGGUGUUGCUCAGAUAGCUGCUGGCACCGGGCUUGCUGUAUAUGCUAUGUGGGUAGGAAUCCUCCAGCCUGGCUUCCGAAAAGUCCCCUUGAGGCUACAGGUCCCGUACAUCCCUGCCAGCAAAGCUCAAGUAGAAAAUGUAAUGACACUCCUGAGAGGUCGAAAGGGAGGCCUUGUGGAUUUGGGUUCUGGUGAUGGGCGGAUUGUCUUGGAAGCCCACCAGAAGGGUUUCACUCCUGCUGUCGGCUAUGAGCUCAACCCCUGGCUUGUGCGCCUGGCUCGCUUUCAUGCGUGGAGAGCAGACUAUCAUGAAAAAGUGUCAUAUCGACAGGAAGAUCUCUGGAAGGUUGACUUGACAGAAUGCAAGAACGUCACAGUGUUUUUGGCUCCUAGCGUGCUUUCCUUAUUGCAGCAGAAGUUGCAGGCUGAACUUUCUGAUGAUGCCCUAGUGGUAGCUGGUCGGUUCCCCUUCCCUAAAUGGACACCCUGCAGGAUUGAAGGACAAGGUGUGGACAGAGCCUGGGCAUACACCAUGCAAGCACAAAGACAGCACACCUCCAAGAAAAGUGCCAAGCUCCCAGUCACAGAUAGUGACAAUGAACCAACCAAGGAGAAAGUGUCCAAUUGAAGCUACAUUGAUGUCCCUAGUCUUUCCCUCUAGAUUGGUAACGUUGAAUUAAACUGUAGGUCAUUAAGCUCAUAAAAUGUAAUCAUCCUGAACUUAAAUAUUGUGAAUGUUUAACCUAACUUAACUGUUUCUGACAAACUAUUGUUACUUUCCACUGCACUGCGGCACAGAAAUGACAGAGUACAGUGAUCAGCAAACAUGUUGAUAUAUAUUAGUAGCAUAUAUAUAGUAUAUUUGCACUGUUACACUCUUUUCUACCGUUCUGAUGGAUGGAGUCUUUAAUUUGUUUUCAGCAAUGUUUGCUCUGUGUCUGUUCUCUGUUUGAAAUUCCUGAGCAAAGGUUUCUGUUAGCAUUCAAGGAAAACCACACCUUUUCCUCUAGAAUAGUCUUGGGGAAUUACUGGGGUGGGGGCAAGUAAAUGUUGCAUCACCUGCAGUUUUAACAAUUUUUAUUAAUAUUUUCUCUUUUAAGUGCUAUUUAUUAUUCAUUGUAAUUGUUGUUUCAUAGUAUUUAUUUUAGAGGCCUACAUAAUAUAAUUAUACAACUUCUGAGGACAUUUUAGAACCCCAUGGUGCAGCUAGUUUUCUACAGGUAGGAGGAAAUAUAAAAGCCUUGUGGGUGAUAGUGAAAGGCACUUACUGCUGUGGAAAUGUCUCGGCAAGCGUGGAAUGUGGCUCUUCAGGCUCUGGACGUCCAAGGUGGCAAUUUUUUCCCAACUGUACAAAGAUUAUAACACUUAUAUAAACCCCAUAGGGUCCAUAGUGUUUAGGUACAGUAACAACAGUAUAUCUUGCAUGCCUUGAAUGUAGUCAUAGUUUCCUCUGUUUACGUAUUAUGAAUGUGCAUUUAUCUGAUGUGUUUUGUAAUCCCAUUGGUUUGUUUUUGGCUGUUGGCUUUUCUUUUGGUUGACUUGCUGUGUCUUUUCUGCUAUAAAAGUAAUUAUAAGUUGCCUUGGUUUACAGUGACUGAAACAUGUAAUUGUUGUAAGCAGUCACGGAUAUUAUUCAUAAUAAAUCAUUCAAAUAAACGAAAUGGUGCAUUAACUACAUGAUCCAG
Messenger RNA from Micropterus salmoides (largemouth bass), 2641 nucleotides. RefSeq names its product adenine nucleotide translocase lysine methyltransferase (gene antkmt). The record is from RefSeq and is a predicted model, not a curated record. Gene Ontology annotation, molecular function: protein-lysine N-methyltransferase activity. Gene Ontology annotation, cellular component: mitochondrion. The transcript has 5 exons. Gene Ontology annotation, biological process: peptidyl-lysine trimethylation; positive regulation of proton-transporting ATP synthase activity, rotational mechanism; regulation of mitochondrial ATP synthesis coupled proton transport. The coding region runs from base 538 to 1584 and encodes 348 amino acids. Lineage: Eukaryota; Metazoa; Chordata; Actinopteri; Centrarchiformes; Centrarchidae.